ACCUGCGGCCAUGCAGAGCACCGCCAGCCGCUCCACCGCUUCGGUGCUGGCCGAGCUCCAGUGGGACGAUGGCUACGCCGUGCCCAUGGCCAACGCGGAGAACAGGGCGCUGGAGGAAGACCUGCAGAAGAUGGAGAAAGAAAAAGCGAACCUGCAAAAUCAGCUGACUGACUUUGAAGAGCGAAUGGGAGCGAUGACAUCUCACUUGAAAAACGUGAGACAGGAGUUCAGCUUCACCCAGUCUCUUUACAAAGCCAGAGAGAAUGAAAUUGAAACUGAACAACACUUUAAAGCCCUUGCUGAAAGAGAACAUGGACGUCUUAAAAGUGAGAUCAAACGUCUGGAAGAUGAGACCGUUUCUUUAAGAGAAAAGAAAAACAGCCAAGAAAAUACUAUAAAUAAAACCACGAAGAAGUUGGAAAGCUUAAAACAACAGAUGAACUGCGAUGAGGAAGUUUUGGAGAGUUGGAUAAAGGAAUCAAAUCGCAAAGAUAACGAUAUUAUCACAAUCCAGAAGUAUGCACAACAAGAUGAAGGGAAACUAGGAGCACUAAUCCUUCAAGUAGAAAAGUUGACCAUGCAAGCAAAUCAGAAACGCAGAGCUCUUGAUAAUGAGCUUACAGAAACCAUAACUGCUCAGAUGGAGCUUGACAAGACAGCUGAACAUUUUCGCAGAGUUCAUCAGGAAAGGCAAGAAGUCAUCAGGCAGUGGGAGAAUGCAAUACAACAGAUGCAAAAAAGAGAUCAGCAGAUUGACCACUGUGCUUUGCUACUAGCAGAGUUAAAACAGGAGAUGCGAAAGAAAGAAAGUGUGCUGAAAGAGAAGGCUUCCUUUUUAGUGAAUGAAACUAUUAAUAAUAUGGAAUAUGAAAAAAGAAUUUCUUCUGCUGAGCGGGAAGCGACCAGUCUCCGGAAAGAGUAUCAAACUCAGGAUACUUACAGAGUUCAGCUGGAGAACGAGCUGGACAUUUUGAAAUCCACUGUGAACAAAACUGCUGCUCAUCUCGAGUCUUUAAGAAUGCAGGUAACUAAUAUGAAGAAAGAAAUUGAGAAAAAAAAAGCCAGACUAAGCUUUCUUAAAGAAAGGAAUGCAGGUCUUUCCAAUAAGUUGAAGCUUGUAACUGAGAAGACACUCAGUUCAGAAGACAAUGCUUUGAGGAUGGAAGAAAUGCUAAGGGAAGAAGAGAAAACUGUCAAGGAAAAAGAAGCAGAACUGAACCACCUAAAAGAAGUAUUUUUCAAGAAAACUCAAGAGCUAAAGGUGCAGAAGGAUAAGGAGAAGUGUGUUCUGGCAGAAAUUGAGGGAAGUCGAGCAUCACUUAAAAAUCUUAAUAGCCGUCUGCGCCGACUUGAUGCAGAUGCAUUAAAACAACAGGAGUUAAUAUAUAACCAGGAUUUUUAUAUUCAGCAAGUGCAGAGACGUCUGUCACGGUUAGAAGGGGAGGUUAAUGCAGAUGAAAAACAAGUUCUGGAAGGAAAAGUUGCUGAACUUAAGAAAGCCUUAGAAGAAAAGAAAAGUGCAUAUGAUAUUUUAAAUGCACAACACAGGAAACUUCAGAGUGAUGUCCAUUUCAUCAAGAGAGCAAUGGAUAAGACAGGAGAAGAAGCAAAUGGUCUGAUGAUCAAGAUAGAUGAACUAAAUCUUUUCAAUGAGAAAUCAGAUCAAGAGUUAAAAAAAGCUAAAGCCAUUAAGCAGGAGAUGAUGAUUGAAGAUAAUCUCCUAAAACUAGAAUUAAAGCGUCUUCAAGAUACACUCUGUCAUAAGACAGAGAAGGUUCUAACACUGGAAAAACAAAAGCUGGAGUUAAAGAAAGCCAUAGCAGAAAGAACUGAGGAAAUUAAGAUCCAUAAGGCAAUGCUGGAUUCCCAGAUCAGACUCGUGGAUCAGGAACGGCAACGCAUAAGUGCUGAAUUUCAAGAUCGCCUAAAUAAAAUCGAUAAACUGAGAUGCAGAUACGAAAUUCUUACUGUUAUCAUGAUGCCACCUGAAGGAGAAGAGGAGAAAACUCAGACCUACUAUGUAAUAAAGGCUGCACAGGAAAAGGAAGCACUUCAGCGUGAAGGUGAUGAUUUAGAUGCAAAGAUCAGCAAAGCUGAAAAUGAAAUUGUAGCUCUUGAAAACACUCUGCAAAUACUUAAUAACUGCAACAGCAAUUACCGAAACUCUUUCAAGGAAGUCACUGAGACAAGUGAGGAGUAUGAGGAAAAACUGAAACUAGAAGAAGAGAAAAGGGUUGCUGACGAAAAAUACAGAUACAAACGAAGACAAGUCAGGGAACUUCAGGAAUACCUCCAGAGCAUGGAGAAAAGUUUGGAUUCACUACUGAAGCAGGAGGCCAUUUUCCAGGAGCAAAAUAAGGAAAAACAAGCUGUUAUAUUGCAGCUGAACAAAGACAUAGAAGAACAGAAGCCAAAGCUAGAAAGGGUUAUAAAACAGUGUUCCAGACUCUCCAGAGAGAUCCAGUCCCUAAAGAAAACUAAAACUGAGACACAGGAAGAGAAAGACAUUGAUCUCCGUGCACUGAAGACCUUCAGCAAAACCAUCAACAAAUUGUUAGCCGAUGUUCUAAAUGCAAAUCCUGAUUUAACCCCAUCCUUUCAAAAGUACUUUCACCAGUUCAAUCUAGAGCUGCCAACAGCUGCUUCUGUUGGGGGUAGUCAAAGUUCUCGAUCACCAUCCACACAAAGCUCACUAUCUUCUAGCAGAUCCUCCAGAAGCACAAAUUCAGGCUCUAGUCAGACUUCAUUGCUCAAAGUCGUAGACUUGAACUUAUCUGUCAACAUUCCUGCAGAAGCAGCUGCUGCCAGUUCACCGCCUUCCAGCGUAACUAGCAACUCUGACAGUUAGAAUCACAACUCUUAAAUAAUCUUGUGAAGACUUCUAAAUUGUUUAAGUUUCAACUUAAUUUAUGCAGGUCUGCUGGCAAUUAGACCACCACUUCUUUCUAUUUCUUUAACUUUAAAGUAAGCAAUAUAUUACUUACUAUAAUGGAUGUUUUGCAUAAGUUAACCUUUAAAUAUCUUUCUGAUUUUGCUGUUGAAAAACAAAAGACCUGUGAAACCCUUUAGAAACCAGUAAUUCACAGUCUAAAUGAAAAUAGCUUUAACAUAACUAACAAUAGUUUUAGUGAACUGGUAUCUCACAAUUACUGCAGUCUCAAUGCACAACUUAGAACUCCAGGUAGUCAGCUGACUUCAUUGGGCCUAUUCUGUGCUUGCAAAAGCUGCAGCGGGGGCAAUAAAUCUGUAAAGGAGAAUCAAGCUUAAUCUUAAUUACAAAGAUGUCACAUUUUCCUGUAACUGUCUUUCCUACCUUAAGAGCAACACAGAACACUUGCAACAACCUAGAGAGUAGUAUUUGUGCAUUGUUUCCAGGUCACUCUUGACUUCUAAACAGUCAUCUUGGAUCUUACUAUAAUCAAAAGAUGAUGACAGUAUACAAUAGUGCAAUUACAGUCAGUAAAACACUACCACUGUGCAAAACUACACGGUACCUUUUUGGCAACUGACAUACUAAGAAUUACUUUGCAGAGGUGCAGAUGAAAUGAAAUACAACUGGUAUCAUCAUUAGCCAGAUGUUAGCUAUUACUUCGGUACUAAUAAGUAAUAAUAAAUUUCUUCUUACAAAAACAUUAGAGAAUGUGUUUGACGUACUUAAAGAGCACAAUGCAUUUGUCUUCUCCCAGACGCUGGAGGGUUCAGUUCACUAGAGCUGCACAUAAAAUAACCACUGCACCUGUAUCAAACAGCCCAGCGACAUUAACAAAAACCAAGACACAAAAUUAAGAAAAUUUAUUGAUCAAUUGAGUUAUAUAUGUUGAUGGCAUAUGAAUUUCAUUUAGUUUUCCACCUUCAGUGGCUGGAAGUUAAAGCUUGAUGCAAAUAGUCAGUUGUAUCCCAGGGAAAUAAAAACAAAAACAAAUUCCUGCUGUUAAAGUGUGUAUUUGAUGGAAGUUCCACAGCUACAGUCCAAGAGAAUCAAAUGAUUUCAUUCCAUCACACAAAGUAUAUUGUACAAGAGCAUCUUGAGAGCAUAAGAAAAUCUGAUUUUAAAUAAUAAUUGAUAUCUUAUGUAAGGUAUCAUUGCAUCUCUUUCCACCAUACAAAUCUUUACCUUAAGAACUCUCUGACAUUCUGCAAAACAAGAAAUUCUGCUUGUCAUUUUUCAUGUGCAUGUUUCCUUAAGAGAUACACAGAUAAAAAUUCACAACUACAUCCAACAGAAAGCAUUUUCUUAUGUACUUUGCUGUUUCUUCUGCUUACUUCCUUUUUCCCGCUCAAAUUCAGCAAUUUGAUUGAAUAUGUUAACUAAGUUCUGGGGCAGGUUUCUUUUAGUGCCACUUUCUGUUUGUCCUGUAUCAUCUAAAGUAGAUUCCCUGUCUGGUUCCUUUGUUUUAUUAGUCUCCUCGUAACUUCUUUCCCUAUUCUUACGCCCACUUUCAUUUUUAUGCUGAGUUAACUCAUGCCUAUCACUGUCAUAACGUUUAUCACCUUCAUGUAAAGGAGUGCUAGAAUACGAUCUGUACUUUCCCACUGACUUGCCAGAAUAGUCAGACCCUGCUGGCGAUGUGUAAUACCUGUCCUGACCCCAGCCAUGCUUUUUGUAGUGUUCUCUUCUCCCUUCUGCAUCCCAUUCCGAUCUCCGAAAGUAAUGCAUCCUGCUUUUAUCAUCUGACUUAUAAUAUGAACCUGAAUAUCCCCUUCUACUGGAGAAAAAUCUGUCUGUUUUAUGGUAUCUUUCAGUUUUGCUAGUACUUGCCUGAGUUUUGGAACUACAAGAAUCUCUUGAAUCUUCAGACCUACCUCCAAAAGUGUCUUCAUCAUCACCUGAAGUCCUCGACAGAGAACAGUGUCUGUCUUUCUCUCUUACCUCUGUUUUUGGACAUACUAAGCUGUCCUGCCUUUCCAGCAGAUUUUCCAUUUCAAAAUUUUGGUUAAGGAAGGAGGCGGAGGUAUCAGCUGGAGGUGAAUACCACUCCUCUUUCCUAAUCUGAUCUUUAUAAUGUGAGGAAGCUCUGGAAGAGCGUUUUUUGGAGCUACGGGAUGACUCUGAUCUAUUCCGAUGCUUUUUCUUGCGUUUCUUGUGAUCAGAGGAAGAGGAGGAAGAAAGUGAUGCAUCUGAUGAAGAAUCAGUUGAGGAAGAAGAAGAGGAUGAAGAGGAGGAGGAAGAAGUUGACCUUUUCCUUUUCUUCUUCAACCUGAAAAUACAAUUAAGCUGUGAGGUAAUCUUCAGCAUUAGGCAAAAAUUUUAUCUAGAAAACAAAUCUGCACUCCCCAUAGUCUGGCUGAGAUGGGACUGUAAGGCAUGAACAAAAACUGGGCCUGACCUGGCAAAACACUUUAAAAUGUCAUUUCUUUACCAAAAGAAUUAAGAUUAAAUCCACUGAACACUGUAAUAUGAAGAGUGUCCUUCCUGUUCAAUACAGCAUUGCAUUUCACAAAUACUUUACAAUGCAGUACAAAGUAUUUGUAAACAUCUAUUCCUUACAACCUCUAUGAAAGGCUGCAUAACUAACAGAUGUUACCAUUACGUAGUUCAUUUGAAAAUUGAUUGUAUAUGGUCUUAUCUGCACGUCUUGCCCUUCUCUUUUUAAAAUCAUGAGGCCUAUUCAAUGGCUAGUGUUGAAAUAAUAACAGUUAGGAUGCAGAUAAUGACUUAAUUAGAAAAUUUAGUAAACUGCUCAUGUCAGAGCUUAUUUUUCAUCAGCCUAUGUUAAAAGCACAUGGUUGGGACACAACCAUGGAACUGUGUUGCUUUAUGCAUUGUGAUUUUUCUCCAUUUAAGUUGUGCUUUAGCUGUCAGAAACUCUGGUAUUUACAAUGGGCCCCGCAACAGUUUGUAACUUACUGGUUUGGGGUGCUUCCUCUAAUUGGAAAAAGAGCUCACAUUCUGGCUUAAUAUGCUCAAGAAUCAGUAGUGAAUAUAACAAGGUUACCUUUUUUCCUCUUUUAAAAGCUUACGCAAUUUUUCUGCGCUUGUUUCUACUUGUUUUUCUUUCUCUCUCUCUUGUUUUGCAGCUUGUUUCUCCCUCAUUUCCAAAGAUUUCUUUUUUGAACCCAAACAUCAUAAAAAAAAACCAAUUCAUUAGAAGUGUUAACACAGGUAUUUUUCCCCAUGUCCCCAACCCCAUUCAAAUAUAUAGUUACAGCAAGGAUGUUUUACCAGGAUUCCCAGAUUGACAAUUAAUAAGAAGUUUGGCAUUGGCCAUUGUUAUGAUCAGGUUUUUGUUAAUGACCAUAUCCGUUUUUUAUCCAUUAGAAAUGUAUUUGACCAACCAUUGCGGUGGACCCGUGAUCCAGCACACCACGCAACACAUAGUCCAAGGGGUAUAGAGAGCAUAUGCAAGAAAAACACAAUGUUAGCAACAUGGAGAAAAAGAAAAGGUUUGAGGGGAAAUAUUGUUAUUGUAGUUUACAAGUAAAGUAUGGCAGAGCCCAUUGUAAAAUGUGUUCAUGUUGGUCACGUUUGCAUACAAACCAUUUGGUAACAAUUUCACAGACCAGUUUGAUGCAUAGUUUACGUAAGAAAUCAUGUUCCAAGGGUUUGUUGGUGAUGAGCAGCACCAGAUGUCAGAUACAGCAACAACGGUCCAAUUCAGAAGAAAAUGCAUUGAAGAAAAACACAUAAUCAGUAUUACAGGAAAACACACUUGGGUGUUGUUUCAGCCAUUCUAACUCAACAGCAAUAGCAUCAGAAUCACAUAUUCAAAUGCAUAUAAAUGCAAGAUUGCGAUUAUCAGAUGAAUAAGACAAGCCUUUCCAAAUCUAGUAAGGAUCAGACUUCUGCAAUCUACACUCCUAAAGAGCAGCUCUAUUCAGAAACAGCAGCAAGCCUGGUGAUUUUCAAAACUUGGCAAUAGUCGUAACAGAUGUAAUAGAGGAAACCCUCAAUAGAAGAUAAGGCUUUGCAAACCAAAGAACGAUAGCCAGCACUACAUUUACCUGCUGCGUCAGUGACCGUAAUACCAGAAAAACACUAAAAGAAAAUAAAGUAUUUCCUACUUGCUACAAAUAUUCUUCAAUUUAACCAAGAAUCUGAGAUCUUUCUACUGCAGCUAAACAUAAACUGUUGUAUGAUAUUUGAGCACUAUUUAUCUAUAAUUCAGUUCAGUUUCAUUAAGAAGCUUGUCAUAGCUCCUCUUCCCCUUCUCUCAACACAACCUGUCAGCAUUAUGGCUUCACCAACUGAAGAAGUGUCAACUAAGGCCAUCUGCCUUAGUCUCUUUACUUCAUUAUAUGCAGAAGCAUAGAACACACCAAGCCUGUUCCUCAGUGCUAUAUCUUACUCUGAUCCUCCCUAGAAGAGAUAAGUAUAGGAGAUAAAUAAAAGAAAAGGGAAAAAAAAAAA
Gallus gallus (chicken) is the source of this 7348-nucleotide messenger RNA. It is a transcript of the gene CCDC39, whose product is annotated as coiled-coil domain containing 39. Bases 11 to 2848 code for a protein of 945 amino acids. Lineage: Eukaryota; Metazoa; Chordata; Aves; Galliformes; Phasianidae. The record is from RefSeq and is a predicted model, not a curated record. Gene Ontology annotation, cellular component: axoneme. Gene Ontology annotation, biological process: cilium movement; cilium-dependent cell motility; inner dynein arm assembly. The transcript is spliced from 20 exons.